This is a messenger RNA of Hyaloperonospora brassicae, 942 nucleotides long. NCBI's taxonomy places the organism in Eukaryota, Oomycota, Peronosporomycetes, Peronosporales, Peronosporaceae. The record is from the annotation of a GenBank genome assembly.
AUGUGGGAGCUCGUCGUGUUAGCGCGUUUCGAAGCGCUCCAGUCGAUGCUGUCCAGCGACGAGCGCGAGAACGUCCAGUUGGCGGUCUGUGAGCUCCACGAAGUCGCGCGCGUCGAUGCGGCGAUUAGCCGAAAGGCGACUGCAGCCAGUGAUUGUCACGACACGGAGGACGCACUCACUGUGGCCGGCGACAAUGGAUCGGCACAUCUGGAACGGUGGAAGAAGUGGAGGCUCGAGGGCGAGCAGAUUGACCGACUCACGGCCACAGUCGGUACGGCUGCAACCGCUGCGCUGCAACUGCUCGAGGCGCGUGUGGCCAAUCUGCGCUUCUUUGCGCGUGGGAAACGGGGCGUCUUGUACGCCGGUGAGCUGCGCUCGAGCGACGAGGCAGUGGUGGCGAAGCUCGCAGCCAGUGCGUCGGCCACGCACUCGGUGACGCUGGAAGCGCAGUGGCUGCGCGUGGUCAACCGCAUGGGGCUCGGGCCAAAGCUCCUCGACGCAGGCAGCGGCUGGUUCCUCUGCGAGCGACUGCAGGGGAAGAACGUAGUGGCGUUCCUCGCGCAGGACGACGACGUGGCUUCGCCCGCGAACGCCGUCUGGCUCGUCCGGGAGAUGCUGUGCCAGUGCUUUGCCAUGGACCUCCUCGGCGUGAACAAGGAAGAGAUGACGCACCCGCACCGCCACGUGCUCGUGCACCGCUCGAGGGAGCCGCCGACAGUGUGGCGCUGCACGUUCGUGGACUUUGAAAAGUGCUCGUCGACCACGAAGCCCAAGAACGUCACGCAGCUCUGUCAGUUCCUCAGCUCGCCGCGCAUGAUCGGUCUGCUCCAGCGCAAACGCGUCCACGUGGACAUUCCGCUGCUGCGGCAGCGCACCAAACGCUACAAGCACAGCCACUGCCGCAGUACCUUCGGCGACGUUAUGCGCGUCUUUGGGCUGUAG